This is a messenger RNA of Aspergillus oryzae RIB40, 1377 nucleotides long. RefSeq names its product WD40 repeat domain-containing protein. Lineage: Eukaryota; Fungi; Ascomycota; Eurotiomycetes; Eurotiales; Aspergillaceae. The record is from RefSeq and is a predicted model, not a curated record. Gene Ontology annotation, biological process: regulation of transcription by RNA polymerase II. The transcript has a single exon. Gene Ontology annotation, molecular function: protein binding; transcription corepressor activity. Gene Ontology annotation, cellular component: Set3 complex. The coding region runs from base 1 to 1377 and encodes 458 amino acids.
AUGGAAAUUGAUUCAAAUGGUGUUGCAAAUGAGACGAAAUCCGCAGUAGCCGCAUCACCAUCCUUGGCUGACACUGCUGUGGAUGGGGAUGGGGACGUGAGCAUGGGCAUCCGACCGGACUCGCAAGACCAGGAACCAACCGCGGCGCCGACCUUCACCUUGACCAACGGCCACAGCGUUGGCGUCCAGAUCACCCCCGCCAAGGCUGCCGACCUUAGUCCCGAUACCGCCCUCUUGAAUGUGGCUGAUGAUUGUCACGUGACCCGUACACUGUGGCGUCCAAACGACUCCACUGUUGUCGUUGCAGUCGGCGAGACGUUUUGCAGUCUAUGGAAGAUGCCGUCGUCUGCGAGUCCAGUGCAAGAGAAGCUUGUGGAGGGUAAGGGCGAUAGUAUCUGCGUCUCUGCAGUCGCCUGGGACCCUACGGGCCAGAAAUUGGCCGUAGCCACAUACAAUGACAUGAGAGGGUCUAUUACUAUGUAUGAUGUGGCUGGAAAUGCGGUUGACCUCCUGCCCGAAGUACCUAGAAUGAUCACUGGAUUGCAUUGGACUGAGAGCGGCACCCAUUUAAUCGUCGUGGCAUCAGAUAGUAAAGUCUCCGAGCUGGCUCUCUGGGAUGAUUCAGUGCGACCGGACGAGUUCCCCUCUCCACAGGUAAUCGACGGGUCAAUCUAUGACCUCAGCUGGCUUGGACGCAAUGAAGCCUACGCUUCGGGUAACGGAACGGUUUACCAAUGUGAGGUCGACUCAAGUAUCCACAUUUCCAAGACAUUUACCAGUGAGACCGAUAGGCCUUGGACAUUUAUUCGUUGCGCGAAUGUCAAUGUUUCCUCGGUGGCAGUGGCUGCAUCAUCUGCUGCAGCUGCGUUCUGGAUUCCGACGCACGACAUGCACCUCGAUGGUGCACACGAGGGGGAUAUUACGGCAAUAGAGCUUAAGCCAAACACCCUGGACCAACCACAAGCGAACCAUCCGUUGGUUCUAGCCUCCUCAUCCACUGAUGAUACAGUCAAAAUAUGGCAUAUUGAUUUAGACACAAAGCGAUUUGAUUGCAUCCAUCGUCUGUUCCUCGGUCCAUCUUCACCCGCCCUCGCUAGCAGUUUCUCUCCGGACGGGUAUGCUCUGGCUGCUGCAAGCAAGGAGAAGUUGUUCAUUUGGAAUUCACAGAGGGGUGGCACCGCAAUGGCUACUUGGUCCGUGCCUGGGACCGACGGAACAAAGAUCGAAGAAGGACAAAGCCGCUUGGCCAAUGGACACAAUGGGGACGCCGAGUCAAUACCGGAUCGUUCUCUUGCAUGGGAUACUGAUGGGAAACGACUUGCUUUUGGCUUUGGCAAGCAGGUAUGUUGUUUAUCGUACCCCAGUGGAGAUAAAUAG